This is a messenger RNA of Coniosporium apollinis CBS 100218, 2682 nucleotides long. RefSeq lists its product as uncharacterized. Gene Ontology annotation, biological process: chromatin remodeling. NCBI's taxonomy places the organism in Eukaryota, Fungi, Ascomycota, Dothideomycetes. The coding region runs from base 1 to 2682 and encodes 893 amino acids. The transcript has 3 exons. The record is from RefSeq and is a predicted model, not a curated record. Gene Ontology annotation, molecular function: protein binding; chromatin binding. Gene Ontology annotation, cellular component: RSC-type complex.
AUGGAUGGGGACGCUGCGGACACUGCAGACAGCCCUAUACCGACCACCGAACCUACCCAGACUGAGGGCACGUCGAGCAUUACCGACGAGCAGUGGAAAGCACUACAGAAUGUCCUUAAGAAUGUAUACGCGUAUAGGCCAGAGCCAGGCUAUGAUCCUUCGAAGCUCUUCCAGCGGAUGGUCAACAAGCGAAGUAACCCAGGAUACUAUCAGGUCAUUACAAAGCCAAUGGCACUUAGUCAAAUCAAGGCCAGGCUUAGUAGCAAGGAGUACAAGAGCGUUGCAGACUGUGUACGAGACUUUGCCCAGAUAAUACACAAUGCGCAAGUAUUCAACAGGCCGAAAUCUGGAGCCUACCAGGAUGCGUUGGUGUUGAAGUCUUUUGUAGAGAUGGAACUCAACAAACUCUUGGAGGACAAGACCAUCACGGAAGAAGAUGCGAAAUUCCCGUAUCUGGGUGAGAUACCAGAAGCGGAUCCAGAGCCAGAGGAAGAGGAAGAGGCGGAAGAAGAGGAGGAGGACGAGGAGGAUGAGGAGGACGAGGAUUCCGACGAAGAUAGUGGAAGGCGGAAACGAAAGAGAGGCCCUCGUGGUGCGGCAUCCGUCGUCAAGCGCGAUGCGGCGGGCAAGCAAACAAUAGAGGACAUCAAGGCCGACCUAGAAGCACGGAAACGGCGAGGUCGACCGCCCAGGGUCGAUACGCCAAUGGAGGCCAGAAUCAAGGACAUUAUGAAGGGCAUACGCAAGCCUAGGAACCAGCUCAAUCAGCUCAUGGUUAGCUCCUUCGAGCGCGUGCCGGACAAGGCCGCAAUGCCUGAGUACUUUACCGAGAUCAAGCAACCUAUGGCGAUGGACAUUCUAAAGAGGAAGCUGAAGCGCAAGAAGUAUCAGUCAGUGGAUCAGUUUAUGAAGGACGUGGAACUCAUGUUUGAGAAUGCCAAGCAGUACAAUCAAGACGAGAGCCAGAUUUACAAGGAUGCCGUUUUCCUGCAGAAAGAAGCACGCCUAGUCGCAGAGCAAGUAAAGAAGAAGCCAGAUACGGACUUUGUCAUGGAGGAUGGCAGGCUUCCCAUGCCGAACGGUAUUCUGCACAAUGCAGAGCUCUGGAAGGUUGGAGACUGGGUUCACAUUCAAAACGCCAACGAUCUCACCAAACCGAUUGUCGCACAAAUUUACCGCACCUGGCAGGACAAUGACGGUGGCAAGUGGGUCAACGCAUGCUGGUACUAUCGACCUGAGCAGACCGUACAUCGCUUUGACAAGCAUUUCUAUGAGAAUGAGGUCGUUAAGACUGGGCAAUAUCGCGAUCAUCCCAUCGAGGAGGUGAUUGAUCGAUGCUUCGUCAUGUUCUUCACGCGCUACAACAAAGGUCGACCAAGAAACUUUCCGUCUGACAAGGAGAUUUACGUUUGCGAAGCGCGCUACAAUGAGGAGAAGCUCAAACUGAAUAAAAUCAAGACCUGGGCCAGUUGCCUGCCGGAUGAAGUCCGGGAGAAGGACUACGAAAUGGAUCUCUUUGAGGCCCCCAGGAAGAUGAAGAAGGUCCCGAGUCCCAUCGCCUACCUCCUUAAGGAUUCCCAGAAGGAAACGGAUGACAUGCCAAAACCUGAGUGGGGUGCUGAGAAUGCACCGCCGAAGAUAGGCGCGGUGCAUACAAGGCCGAGAGACCCCAAGGAUUCACCACCUCCCGAACCGACGCCAUCACCACCCCCGCCUCCUCCGCCUCCUCCACCACGUCAACCCUCCAUGUCACGACCAACUUCAACCACCUACACUGCCGACCACCGAACUGACUACAUGAGCGCCGCACGUACAGCCCAAACGCCAGUGCCAGCGCAGACACCUCAGCAACAUCACCCUUCACAAUCAUUUACUCCUUCUCAUCCACAACAGUACCACGGUCACUCCGCUUCACCAGCACCCAUUCAACCUUUGCCGACGCCUUCACAUCCCUCAACCUUUCAACCUCCCUCCCUAACUCCCCACCAAAGCUUCACCAGCCACGCUCCUACCGCCGCUCCACCGAUGUCAUCAUACUCCUCAACGCCAGUGCAACCACCACCAGGCUCCUACGGCCAACGCUCACAAAUCGCGCCCCCACCUCCCAUAGCCAACUACAAUGCCCCCAGAGCGCCAGAGGUCUAUCAUCUAGACAACAACGCCAAUGCGUCCAUCCCGAAAGAAAUCAGAGACCAGUUUCACUGCGAUGGCCAAGGUCGCGUGCUCUUCUAUACGACUCCGCCCGUUAAUGUGGAGAUACUGGAGAGGCAGGGCAGGGCGCUCGGACAUAGCGUCAGGUACCUCGCAGCGAAACAGAGGCGAGAGAUGGAGCUGAGGGCAAAACGGACCUUCGAUCAAGCGCAAGCGGGCGCAACGGAAGAAGCGCGGAAGAAGGCGAGGGUCGAAAAAGUUCUUCCGCCCGAGGAGGAAGUGCUCAGCCUUACGGCGAAGGCGCUUGAAUUGCUCGAGGACCAGCUUGCGGCGGCUACGCGGAACGACUAUGAAGCUUUACUUAACGGCAAGGCUCAGCAAGGUAUUGAGACGGAUGUGGAGAGGCUAGUGAGCAUGCGCUGGGAGGCGUACAAGAGGGAGAGUGAGAUGGCGGAAAGGGGGAAGGGGCGAAAGGAAAAGGAAGAUCCGGGGCUGAGGGGACUGACUGUUCUGAUGGAUGAUGUCGUUUAG